This is a messenger RNA of Ostrea edulis (European flat oyster), 3702 nucleotides long. RefSeq lists its product as uncharacterized. The transcript is spliced from 11 exons. Lineage: Eukaryota; Metazoa; Mollusca; Bivalvia; Ostreida; Ostreidae. Bases 77 to 1612 code for a protein of 511 amino acids. Gene Ontology annotation, molecular function: protein binding. The record is from RefSeq and is a predicted model, not a curated record.
GACGUCAUUUGUUUACAAUCUGUAAAACAAAAUGUUGUGUUUUACUCUGAUGUGGACCUGAGAAGAUGGUUGUGAUAUGGAGUAUUCGUUUUUGGCAUGUUUCUUUGUCCUCGUGGUCAUCUUUUACACAGCAUCAGAAAAACAACAUGACAAUUUUUGCUGUAUAGAGAGGAAUUAUCAAUACCUUCAUUGCCAAUGGGAGGGUACCGAUAACACAUCGUGCUGGCGUCUAACAAACUCGGGGAUCCCCAAUGCCAGUAUCUAUAACAUUCAAGGAGAAGAAAAUAAGCUGUCCUGCAACAUCUCGCUGAAUAACUACUUACAACUAGAAGAAAAUGAAUUCGUUUUGAUUAACGUGUGCCGCAACACAACAAUCACUACCACAUUUACAACAACUGAUGAAUAUGUACAAUUAAAUCCAGUGACUGACCUUCGUCCAACAUGGUCGUCACGGACAACAGUGAAUCUCGCAUGGAGACUUCCGGUCUCGGCCUGCAGUGUAAAUGACGAGUCCGGCGGUAUAAACUGUACAGCUUCCAUUAACACUGACUCCAAACCAGUGCCCACAAAUUCGGGAUGGUACUUGCCCAAAGUACCUCGUCAAGAAAAAUGGACAGCUAUCAGGAAGUCGGAUUCCAGAUGCUUUGGUCCAGUCUCCAUGUCCUCGAGAUUUACUAAUCUUCAAUCGUCAAAGAAGUACAGAGUGAGAGUAAAAUGCCGUCCCUUAGGAUCCAAAUAUUGGAGUGACGUAAAUGUCUGCUACGUCACAACAAAUGUAUCAAAACCGCAGUACAAGCCAUCGUUAGAACUCGGAUCCUAUGUUUUGUAUAGGUGUGGACAUUACAAUUGCCUAACACUUUACUGGAAAAUGAGACGUUACUUGGAUGAAGAGAUCAGUGGUUACAGUUAUAACAUUUCACAAAUACCGUCCUCCGGAAACGACAUGGUGAACAGAACCAUGGUGACCAUUUUAAAGCUGCCCGUGGUUCCUGUGUAUACGCUGUCAGUCUGGGCCAUAAACACGGCCGGCAACUCGCCUCCUUCUACAAUGCAGAUUCACACUCAAAAUGGCGACAGAUAUAAGCCUUAUUACGUAUCAACUACACUAGUGAGACGGAACACGUAUGAGGUAUCAUACAAACGAAGGGGUGACAGUUCUGUUGUAGAUGCAACGGUAUAUUACUGGUGUCAGGGGGACUUCAAGGGUCGUGUAGUCGACUGUCACAAUUCCAUCCAGUGGAAAAGCGUGAACACUGGCAACCUCACCAAACGUUCCAAUAUAUACAAGUACAAUAUUACAACAGCUUCUUCAGGAGACUGGCAUUUCGCGGUGGCACUCUUUUACAAUGAGACAACAUCAGGAAUGGUCUGGGGAGAGACUGUGACAUCGGAACAAGAUCCUGUCAAAAACGCCGUGAAAUCUACGACAAUAGCUGUAGUAAGCAUUACUUGUGGUGUGGCGGUACUGAUUCUGAUAGGGAUCUGCAUUUGGUGUGUAAGGCAACGCAGUAGGGACAUGUCAAUCCAGAUCGAGGUUCCUGAGAUCGAGUCAAAGCAUAGAGGACCUGGUAAUAUAAAAACUACAGCUUAUACUACAAAAACAGUCGAAUGAAAGAUAUAACAUUUAUAUCAAUAUAAACGAUGGAUGUCGAUCCAAUGUGUGCUCAAGAAACAUGAAUUCGUCGCUGCCGUGCUGCUGUUUACUUAAAUGACUACUCAAACUUCACUUCUGGUUACAAGAAGAUAUCAAACAUAAAUCGGAUAAUUCCGGAUUUCGAUAUUAUGAUGAACAGUCGUUUCAAGUUUUGUUAUGCCGUGAAAUUAUAUUUACACUACCUCAAUUAAUAAAUUCUCUUUGUGUGUGCGAGCACGAACGCACGCAUGCAAAUAAGUUUACCUCAGAUUUCACUCAAAUUUUCAAAAAAAAUACGCUUGAUUGCUGGUUAUUACAUUUCCACAUACUGCACACCAAGAGAAGUGUUGUAUACUAUUUCCACACACUGCACACCAAGAGAAGUGUUGUAUACUAUUUCCACACACUGUACACUAACAGAGAUGUUUUUGUACUAUUUUCACACACUGUACACUAACAGAGAUGUUUUUGUACUAUUUUCACACACUGUACACUAACAGAGAUGUUUUUGUACUAUUUUCACACACUGUACACUAACAGAGAUGUUUUUGUACUAUUUUCACACACUGUACACUAACAGAUGUUUUGUAGUAUUUCCACACACUGUACACUAACAGAUGUUUUGUAGUAUUUCCACACACUGUACACUAACAGAGAUGUUUUUGUACUAUUUCCACACACUGUACACUAACAGAUGUUUUGUACUAUUUUCACAAACUUCUAUUGUGCGCAAUUCAAUUUCUUUGUACACUAUUACGUGUUACAGCUUAGAGAAAAUUAAGUGUUACCGUUUCAUGGUUUCAGAGCAUUGUUGGCACUUUACAAAAACCUCCUCCUAAUUUUGCAGUGUAUAUUCUUAAUUUUCACAUUCUAACAUCUCCACUCUUUUUCUCGAUGAUGUUUUGUAGAUUUGAAUAGUCAUGCAUGGAUAUAAAUAAUGCAUGUUGUUGAGGGCAGAAUUUAAAUAACCGUUGUCAAAGGAGGUGCACUUUGUUUUAUGCAAAUAACACAAGAGUUACUUUUCUAAAGUUUUCGGAUUUUAGAGGUAACUGUCAUGAAAUAUCCAUGUUUUUUAAAUGGUUUAAUUCUUCAAAGUUUGAGAAACAAUCACUUCUCUCUGUCCACUUACUGUGCACUUUUUAAUAUAUUCGAUCAGUGCAUACUAUCUAUUCAAGAUAUAUUACUGGAUUCAGGUACUCUUCACACAAUAUACUUCCAUUCAUGAUCAGCAGAUACAGGAUUACAAUAAAUGUAUAGAAUAUCGAUGUGUAUGUAAUACGGGGGAGAAAACAAAAUUAAAGUCAAAUGUUUUUAAGAAAAAUCACUUUCCCCCUAGAAAUGUAUAUAAGAAGUGUUCAUAUUCCUACGCUAGAUGCCUCCUCAGUCUUUUCACGAAAUAUAGGUCAUUCUUCGAUUGAAAUUUUUUUCACGAUUGAUUAUACUAUUGCAACAAUUAUAUUACUUUGAUGAAUAUUGUUCGUUAAUUAUCAUACAAUUUCUUCUGAGAGAGAAUGUUAAUCAUUAAUUUAUGUGGGGUUUUCCCGUUGUUUAAUGACGGAAUGCGUAUACAACACUCAACACCUGGAUUCGGACCACAAUUAAAAGGUGAAGGUCACCAGUCUGAAGAUAUUUGCAAUGUAUUCAGUGUGACAUAUACAUGUCUAUUUAUUUUUUAAGGGUUUCUUUGCUGUUAAGGUUAUACCAUACACAAAAUUUGGAGAAAGUGUAGAUUACAUCAAUCCUUCUUGUUUUUGCCAUUCUAAAGUUCACAUUAAUUUGUUACAUGGUAAAAAUUAGAGUACAAUUGUAUUUAUUCCGAGAGAUUUCAAUUUUUUCAUGUCUUUGCUUUGAAUUUCCAUACAGAUAUCAAAGGAAAAAUUUGGGAAGAAUGAUGAAAUAAGACUGGUUUGAUAGGGAAAUUUUGUGAAAAAAUGAUCAUUUUAAGCAAAAAUUGAGCCUGCACAAAGUAUGUGCCCCAAUAAGUUGUAUUAAUAGGUAUACGCAUUCUCAUGUAGUAUUUUUAAAGCUAUACUUUUCUGCUGUAUUUUAAUAAAUUUGCUAAUCCCCAA